Molecule: messenger RNA, 1680 nt
Organism: Alternaria metachromatica
Lineage: Eukaryota; Fungi; Ascomycota; Dothideomycetes; Pleosporales; Pleosporaceae
Exons: 1
Coding region: 1-1680 (559 amino acids)
Source: RefSeq, a predicted model, not a curated record
AUGACACAGCCAGACCCAAACUGGAACCCGCCUCGCGGACCAAAGAACCGAUACCCACACCGACGCGGCCACGUCCAAACAUCAAGUGAUCCAAACCCCGCCCCGCAGAUCUUGCAACCUCAAAGUCAGCAUACUGGGUCGAUUCGGAAUCCGCAGCAGCGGAAUAGCGAUCCGUUCCAAUAUGAUACGCAGACAAUGCCAUACUGGGACGAUGCAAGCGGCGCAAUCCACGAUGUCUCCAACGCCACACCGCGGAAUCUAGAUCGAGCAUACGCGAAGGGCUUUGGUGGUGAGAAGACUGGAACUACGCAUGACCAGCAACAGCAGGACCAAGUUGCGGGUCUUCAAACGUAUGGGCAACAUCAGUGGCAUAAUCCGUAUGCUGAAAUCGUUGGCGGUGGACCGUAUGCACAACAUCAAGCAACCCAUCCAACAUCUAGCCCACCAAAGAACACAUCUAAGACCGCUACCAAAGACAACAAAGCCAAUAGGAGGGAUUUCACACCCUACUUCGACGCCGCAGACCCACGGAACCACACCGACCUGCGGAGUCCAGAUAAAUACAACUUCCUCGGAACGAAAGACGUGAAUCAGAAGAUGCGCCAGGACACAUCGAUCAAGCUAGCAACAGAGAAGCGUGGAAGCAUCAAGGCAGACCAGCCAUUACAAUCGCUACCAGAACAUGAGCCAAAGACAACACUAGUAAAGAGGAAGAGCGCGCCUCUUCCGCCAAUUCUACCUAGAUUCAACUUCGAGAACCCGCCAAUAUCGGGGAAGCUGGCCAAGUCUAGGACAGCUUCGUUUGGGAAGAGUGCAGAAACUCCAACCCAAUACACCACCCCUCUUUCCGCGAUCAACGAAGCACCGUCUCCGCUGAGCAAAGCAAACAAGCGACGAAGUGUCGAUCGCACACCCACGCUCGACCGCGUCCUCGCCCUCCGCGCAGAAGAACAAGCAAAAGCGCUUGCGAAACUCGAGGGCGAGAUCCAAGAAGACAAGGCUGUCGAUGAUAGCGAACAACAUAUCCCCCGCGAGUUGGUCAAGCGGAUAAGCGACUCGGAAAGCCGGUGUAUUCCUAGAGUCACGUCGCGGGAAGAGAAGCGGCAUGCGUCCGAGUUUGUUCCGGGUAUGAAAGUGGCGGGAGUGGAUGAGUGGGAGGGGGGUUGUGUUAUGGAUGAUCCGGCUGUGAAGAUGGAGAAGGAGGAGGAGGAGGCUGUGGGGAGCAGUGUGUAUAGUGAGAACAAUGCUCAAGAAGACGAGAUUGAGACGUUGACAAAGGCGAUCGCAGGUCUGAAGCCGUUUCAGGAUCUGCCUGCUCCAUCGCCGAAGAAGAAAGCGUUCGAGCGGCAAAGCGCUGUGCCAGUGGGGUUGGAUGUGGGCAGGAUUGGGAAGGGGAAAGGGGGAAUCAAGGGUGGAGCCGGAUCUAAGCCAAAGCCGGAGGAACUAGGUGGAAGGACGCAAGAUGAGGCAGAAGCGGAGCUUCUCCAGGUACUCAAUGCCACGGGUGAAAGGACUGGUAGGGGUAGCGCAGGCGUGGGAACGUCGCAGGAGAACUCAUCGGCUGAGUCUUUUGCGACGGUUUCUUCGGAUGAUUACGAACAGAUUCGGGCGGAGGAUGAGCUGGCGUCGGAGCAGAAUGGUGUGAAGAGGCGGUGGUACAAGGGCUUUCGGAAGGUUUGA